ACGCGCGGGAAGUCGCCGAGAGCCAACAAGAAGUAAAGUCAAGAGUUCGCAGUUCGCGCUUCGAUAAACUCGACAGAAAACGUCCUUUGGUAUUCGUGUGACAGUUUAUUCAUUGUGUAGUUCUUUUCUAGAAAACAUCCCUUUACAUGUUAUAAGUAGUCCUUGAGUUGUGUGGGUGUAGUAGAAGUGGAAGGUAGCUGCAGGUGCCUCAGCCAUGGACCUAGCAAGUCUGAGGAAAGGUUUGGAGCAGCAUCGCCAAUCACACCUGUUGCAGUUUUGGGAUGAUUUGUCUAGUGAAAAUCAAAAAGAACUUUACGAUGACCUCAGUUCAAUCGAUCUAGACCGAGUAUGCCAGUACUUUGGAAAAGCCACAACUGGACUGAGUGAAGCCCAGACGAAAAGCGAUGAGCGCCUGGAACCGGUCCCGGAAAAGGUAUGCGGCAGUACAUCCCGCAUGAGCAGCGAUGAGCACAAGCAACUGUUUGAUUCUGGUCUCCGAUUGAUAGCAGAGGGCAAAGUUGCAGCAUUACUCUUGGCUGGUGGUCAAGGCACUAGACUGGGCGUACCGUAUCCCAAGGGUAUGUACAAUGUCCAGCUACCUUCAGGGAAAACACUGUACCAGCUUCAAGCAGAGAGACUACUCAAGCUGCAAGAGCUAGCUUUCAAGUUGACCAAUCGACAUGGGGUCAUACCAUGGUACAUAAUGACAAGCGAACACACCAAAGACAAGACAGUGAAGUUCUUCCAGGAGCACAGCUACUUUGGCCUGGAAGCAGAUAAUGUGAUAGUGUUUGAGCAGCACAUGCUGCCGUGCUUCACCUUUGAGGGCCAGAUUAUACUGGCCGGCAAGCACAAGGUGGCGCGGGCACCAGACGGGAACGGCGGUCUCUACUCUGCCCUAGGUUCAGCAGAUGUCAUUGCGGAUAUGCGUCGCCGUGGUGUGGAGUGCAUGCAUGCUUACUGCGUCGACAAUAUCCUUGUGAAGAUGGCUGAUCCGGUGUUUGUUGGCUUUUGCCAUCAACGUUCGGCUGAUUGUGGCGCAAAGGUUGUGGAGAAAGCCUUCCCAACGGAAGCCGUCGGUGUGGUGUGCCAAGUGGACGGUCACUAUGAGGUGGUCGAAUACAGCGAAAUUGCGCUCAAGACAGCAGAGCUACGGCGGGAAGACGGCCGGCUUACGUUUAAUGCCGGUAACAUCUGCAAUCACUACUUCACAACAGACUUCAUCGAGUCGAUCGUCACGGAGCACGACAGCUCUCUUCAGCAUCAUGUAGCAAAGAAGAAGAUUCCGUUCGUGAGCGACGAUGGCUCGAUCACAACGCCAACCACGCCCAAUGGAAUUAAAAUGGAAAAGUUUGUAUUCGAUGUCUUCCAGUUUUCUAAGCAAUUUGCAGUGCUGGAAGUAUUACGAGAAGACGAGUUUGCGCCACUCAAGAAUGGCCCUGGCGCAGCCAAAGACACGCCGGCAACGUGCCGGAGCUCACUGCUGAAUCAACACUAUCGAUGGGUAUUGGCCGCUGGCGGCAAGUUCAUGGAUAGCGAAGGCAGUGUGUUGCCUCUCAUCCCUGCAAGGUCCUCGUCAAUGCCACAUACUACCGAUAUUGACUGUGAGGUCUCUCCCAUGGCGUCAUACGCUGGAGAGGGUCUAGAGGAGCUGUGUGCAAACCAGGUACUCACUGCGCCUAUUCAAGUUGUCCCCGGCAAGAUCAUCAAGCCAGAGUGUAGUUAGAAAGUGUCCUCUCGCGGCAAGUCAAAUUGCUGGGGCAAGUCAUAUUUUGAUAUUUGUUGAACCCUGUCGUUCCCGAUCCAGCUGAUCUCAGCAUUCACCUGCAGUGAUGGGUAUCUGUUGCUUCUCUGCUAGACAGCGAUGGCGUGUUCUGCCGUCAGUUUCCUCCAUUCAAGUAUAUGUGGUACUAUUUUUCUACUCCUUAUUACUCCAUCCCUAUUUAAUCGAAUGGAUUUCGUCGUGAUGUGCAUUGCACUAACACACUAGUUGACACCGCAGCUGCUCCUGCUCUCUUAGCUAGGCUUGCAGUCUUGUCUGGUCGCAUCCACGUCCAGUCUAUCCACUUCAGUCUCGUCAGUUUUGUUGCAAUGUCAACUUCUCCUUCUUCUUUUUUCCCCCACCUGCAAGCACUCCACGGAUUGCAAGUACUUUCCUAGUCGUCUUUUGCACUCGUCAAGUGUUCGUAUUGGUGUGCUGUUCACAAUGUACAUCGCUAGUGCAGAUUUUCUAUAAUCAUUAGAGCAUUCUGCUCCCCCUCCCCUUUAUUUUUGUUCAUGAACGUGUCUGGGAAAUGAACUGAUACCAUGUACCUGUACCACAGUAGCAGGAGUAGAUAUUUUACUACUCUCUUCUCGCAGUUUUUUUAGACCAUUCAAGGCAUGUUCAAGUGUUUUUGCUUUAGACGUGUCCCACUAGUAUGUGUACACUCAGAGAAUUUGGUGUGACCCGAGUACUGUAAA
Molecule: messenger RNA, 2463 nt
Organism: Sycon ciliatum
Lineage: Eukaryota; Metazoa; Porifera; Calcarea; Leucosolenida; Sycettidae
Product: UDP-N-acetylhexosamine pyrophosphorylase-like protein 1
Exons: 8
Coding region: 215-1726 (503 amino acids)
Biological process (GO): UDP-N-acetylglucosamine biosynthetic process
Molecular function (GO): UDP-N-acetylglucosamine diphosphorylase activity
Source: RefSeq, a predicted model, not a curated record